Messenger RNA from Nicotiana attenuata, 546 nucleotides. RefSeq lists its product as uncharacterized. The transcript is spliced from 2 exons. The record is from RefSeq and is a predicted model, not a curated record. Lineage: Eukaryota; Viridiplantae; Streptophyta; Magnoliopsida; Solanales; Solanaceae. The coding region runs from base 1 to 546 and encodes 181 amino acids.
AUGGAUGUAUAUAAUGCUUUCUUACGAGGAGAUUUGUAUGAGGAAGUGUAUAUGGAACUUCCUCAAGGUUUCAAGAAACAGGGGGAGACAAAGCUGAUCUAUGAUUUAGGAUUAGGUGAUGCCAAGCCUGUAUUCACUCUAAUUGACCUCAAUAAAAAGUUCAGUUCAGCUGAAUUUGAUAGACACACUAGGGUUACAGGAGAUGAAGUGCUACCUGAUGUAAGUAAAUAUCACCGACUGAUUGGUAGGCUGAUUUACCUUACCAUUACUAGGCCAGAUAUUGCGUUUCCAGUGCAAACAUUUUGUCAAUUCAUGCAAGAGCCCAAAAAGUCUCAUUGGGAUGCAGCUGUGAGAGUUGUCAGAUACAUUAAACAAGAGCCAGGGAUGGGAAUAUUUCUAAGCAGGUCGAAUGAAGAUAGCUUGACUUACUUUUGUGAUGCUGAUUGGGCAAGUUGUCCAAACACACGCAGAUCUGUUACGGGCUAUUUGAUCAAAUUUUGUGAUUCACUCAUCUCUUGGAAAUCAAAAAGCAGCAUACAGUGUUAA